Messenger RNA from Tarenaya hassleriana, 2285 nucleotides. RefSeq names its product phospholipid:diacylglycerol acyltransferase 1. Bases 1 to 2031 code for a protein of 676 amino acids. The transcript has 6 exons. Gene Ontology annotation, cellular component: cytoplasm. The record is from RefSeq and is a predicted model, not a curated record. Gene Ontology annotation, biological process: lipid metabolic process. NCBI's taxonomy places the organism in Eukaryota, Viridiplantae, Streptophyta, Magnoliopsida, Brassicales, Cleomaceae.
AUGCCCCUACUCCGGCGGAGAAAGCCAUCGACCGCAUCUGACGACAAAGAUAAGAACGAGGAGCCGGAAUCGAAGGAUGUUGUGGAGGAUUCCCAGCAAAAGCCUCACGAGUCUUCGAAAACCCACAAACGCGCAGGUUCUGGAAGCCAAAAGGUGAGAUGGUCGUGUGUCGAUUCGUGCUGUUGGUUCAUCGGUUGUGUUUGUGCGACAUGGUGGUUUCUAUUGUUCCUAUACAACGCAAUGCCCGCGAGCUUUCCUCAGUACGUAACAGAGGCAAUCACGGGUCCGUUGCCUGACCCACCUGGUGUGAAGCUCAGGAAAGAAGGUUUAAUGGCGAAACACCCCGUCGUGUUCGUCCCUGGGAUUGUCACUGGUGGGCUUGAGCUUUGGGAAGGCAAACAUUGUGCCGAUGGAUUGUUCAGGAAGCGUUUGUGGGGUGGGACUUUUGGUGAGGUGUACAAAAGGCCUCUGUGCUGGGUGGAACACAUGUCUUUGGAUAAUGAAACUGGGCUGGAUCCUUCUGGUAUUAGGGUCAGACCUGUUUCAGGGCUCGUGGCUGCCGAUUACUUUGCUCCAGGCUACUUCGUCUGGGCAGUGCUGAUCGCUAACUUGGCUCAUAUCGGAUACGAAGAGAAGAACAUGUACAUGGCUGCUUAUGACUGGAGACUUUCCUUUCAGAACACUGAGGUGCGUGACCAGACACUCAGCCGUAUUAAAAGUAACAUAGAGUUGAUGGUUGCUACCAAUGGUGGGAGAAAAGCAGUUAUAGUUCCACAUUCCAUGGGGGUAUUGUAUUUUCUACAUUUCAUGAAAUGGGUUGAAGCACCGGCUCCUAUGGGUGGUGGGGGUGGUCCGGACUGGUGUGCAAAGCAUAUAAAAGCAGUGAUGAACAUUGGUGGACCGUUUCUCGGUGUUCCAAAAGCUGUUGCAGGGCUUUUCUCUGCUGAAGCAAAGGAUGUUGCAGUUGCCAGGGCACUUGCACCAGGCUUCUUAGAUAACGACAUAUUCCGCCUUCAGACGUUGGAGCAUGUAAUGAGAAUGACACGCACAUGGGACUCGACUAUGUCCAUGGUACCAAAGGGAGGAGACACGAUAUGGGGCGCUUUUGACUGGGCACCCGAGAAAGGCUAUACAUUUCGCGGGAAAAAGCAAAAGGGCAACGAGACUCGAGCUGCAAAUGGUAAAGAUGGUGACAAGACAAAGUAUGUUAACUACGGAAGGGUAAUAUCAUUCGGUAAAGAAGUGGCAGAGGCACCAUCAUCUGAGAUUCAGAAGCUUGAUUUCAGGGGUGCGGUGAAAGGACAGAGUAUAGCUAACAACACAUGUCGGGACGUGUGGACAGAGUACCAUGAUAUGGGAAUUGGAGGGAUCAAAGCCAUUGCUGAGUAUAAGGUCUAUACUGCAGAUUCAGUCAUAGAUUUGCUUAAUUUUGUUGCCCCGAAGAUGAUGGCUCGGGGUGCCGCUCACUUCUCUUAUGGCAUUGCUGAUGAUUUGGAUGAUCCAAAGUACUCACAUUACAAGUACUGGUCGAAUCCAUUGGAGACAAAAUUACCCGAUGCACCAGAGAUGGAGAUAUUCUCCUUGUACGGAGUUGGGAUAUUGACGGAAAGAGCAUACGUCUACAAGGUUAACCAAUCUCCCGACAGCUGCAUCCCCUUUCAGAUCGACACAUCAGCACACGAAGAGGAGGAGGAAAGCUGUCUGAAAGCGGGGGUUUACCACGUGGAUGGGGACGAGACAGUACCUGUCCUAAGCGCGGGUUUCAUGUGCGCAAAGGCAUGGCGAGGAAAGACGAGGUUCAACCCUUCGGGGAUCAAGACUCAUAUCCGAGAAUACGACCACUCUCCCCCGGCUAAUCUCCUCGAGGGACGAGGCACUCAGAGCGGCGCCCACGUCGAUAUCAUGGGGAACUUUGCUCUGAUCGAAGAUAUCAUGAGGGUUGCGGCUGGAGGCAGCGGUUCUGACCUCGGAGGCGACCAGGUUCACUCCGAUAUCUUCCGAUGGUCCGAACGUAUCGACCUCGAGCUGUGAAAUCCGGUGCUGGAGACGAAAACACCGAGGCGUUGCAGUGUAACGUUUUGGAUCGUAUUACCUGAUUAUGGUUUCUGGAUUUGUGUUUUGUUGGUCCGUCGAAGACGCAGUUUCAUGUCAUGAUUCUGAUGUAAAUUUAUGUACAUUUCUAUUUUGCGAUGAACUCAUAAACUAAGCUUGGGAAGCUUUUCUUUGUACUCCAUGAUGAUGUUCUUCGGAAACAUUACAUGGAUCAAUUCUCUUCUAUAUUUAUA